AUGGACAAAAUUUACAAGAAAUACAAAAAAAGUGGAUCAUUCCAUAGACAUUUGAAACGUGCACGAGAGAAAUACGAAGAUGUUGUUAAAAAUAUUUGUUGCACACCUGCAUCUAAUGCAAAAAAUGAGCAACUUGUUCACACGACGAUCACUGGAUCCGAAAACAUACCCGGCGAAUCGACUCGACACCGUUGUGAAGUGCAUGCACAAGCCAUGAGCUUGGAAAAACAGAGCGAUAUCCCAGAUUCGAACGGGCACUCUGAUGACACUUCUGAGGAGAAUAACGAAGAUCCUGCAGUUCAAGUCUUCACUGGUUCUGAAGAAAAGGACAUCAAUAUUUCUAUGAAAUCGUGGUCUUUACGGCACAAUAUUACUCAUCGGGCGUUGAAAGACUUGCUACAAAUAAUGAGGCAUCAGUACAAUGACCAACGAUUACCUGCUGAUCCUCGGACAUUACUUGAUACUCCACAAUCUACGGGAAAAUUGUGCAUCGAAAUGGCCGGUGGGAAAUAUUGGCAUUUUGGACUUCAAAAGUGUUUAGAACAUUGGUUUGUUGAACUUGCUGAAGACAUCUCAAUAAGCAUCAACAUCAAUAUAGACGGUCUACCGAUACACAAAAGUUCGAAAUUCCAAUUGUGGCCUAUUCUAUGUAAUGUCCACAGCUUCUCCAACCUAAAACCAAUGCCUGUUGGAAUUUUCUUUGGAAAAUCCAAACCCACAAACGUAAAUGAUUUUUUGACACCAUUUGUCAAUGAACUUAUUCCCAUUUUACAAAACGGAUGUACUGUAAAUGGCCACAAAAUCAAGACCAAAAUCAGAUGUUUUAUUUGUGAUUCACCUGCUCGGGCUUUCGUAAAAGGUGUUGCAAACUUCAACAGCAAAAAUGGGUGUCUAAAAUGCACGAUACAGGGCGAAUAUUCACAUGUCUCACGCACAGUUGUCUUUCCAUCAUUGCACUGCACACAUCGAACGGAUGAAAAAUUUCGCAACAAAAUGUAUGAGAAACAUCACAAUGGCGAAGAAUCUCCCAUCUUGAGAAUUACUGAUGUCGACAUGAUCAAGGAUUUUGUAGUAGCCGACUCUCUCCACCUUUUAGAUCUGGGCGUGAUGAAAAGACUUCUUAUUGGUUGGAGAGAUGGUACAUUGGGAUUUUCCGGAAAACUUAGUGCAUUUCAAAUUCAAAAAUUAUCGGAGAGAAUCACUAGAAUCAGACUACCUUGCGAGUUCCACCGUAAAAUAAGAUCCUUAGAUUGCUUAGCAUUUUGGAAAGGCACUGAAUGGCGAACAUUUUUGAAUUACAUCGGUAUUGUCGUGUUACGUGAUAUGUUAAAUGAAGCAUCAUACUACCAUUUCCUCCUUUUGUUCACUGCGGUUACGAUUUGUUCCUCAAAUUUCUAUGCCAGUUUGAGGCCUCUUGCACAAACUCUAUUUGAAAAAUUCAUCGAGGAGUUCAGAAAUAUUUACGGGGAAGAGUAUAUCACUAGUAAUAUACACAAUCUGGAACACGUGGUAGCUGACGUUGAGAGGUUUGGAUCUUUGGAUUCCAUUUCUGCAUACCCUUUUGAAAACUACUUAGCUCAGCUAAAAAGAUGCCUACGACAAGGGAACAAUUGUUUGGAACAAGUGGCAAAUAGAAUCCUUGAGAAAAGUACUGGACUCUCGGAAAAGGAUUCUCGAGAAACAAGCAAACUAUUAUUUCCGAACUUGUUCAAACGAAAUAACAACAUAUAUUGUUCAAUUCGGGAGGGACUACUUUUGAAUCAAUCGUUUGAGAACUCGUGGUUUCUAUCAAAUCAGAAUGAAAUAGUCAAAUUGUUUGACGCUUCAUACGAUGAACAAAAUCAAAUUGUCAUUCGAGGCUUUUCCGUGAAAUUACCUGAAGACUUUUUCGUAUUGCCAAUUCGCUCUUCUUUUUUAGGUAUAUAUAAAGCAAACAUAUCUUUGACCAAUCCUUCAAAGCCUUAUCGCCCAUCAGACAUUAUUUGUAAAUAUGUAGUAAUAAGCUAUAAGGAUGGCUACCAUGUUUUUGUGCCAGUGUUACACACAUUUUUGUAA
Armigeres subalbatus is the source of this 2055-nucleotide messenger RNA. RefSeq lists its product as uncharacterized. Lineage: Eukaryota; Metazoa; Arthropoda; Insecta; Diptera; Culicidae. The record is from RefSeq and is a predicted model, not a curated record. The coding region runs from base 1 to 2055 and encodes 684 amino acids. The transcript is spliced from 3 exons.